UGGGCAUGCGCUGGCACAAUCGCCCACACGCUAUCACCCGGGGCAGCACACGGCGGCGGCAUCGCACGUGGUCGACGUCUUGAAAGGGCGCCAUCCGCAAUACUCGCAGCCACCACAUUCGUACUCGCAACCUCAAUCGCACUUGCAGUCACCACGCACACACGCUCCACAUCCGCCACUGCCUGGCGCUGCGGGAGGUGAGGCUGGCGCUAUGACUGCAGGACAGCGCCCCCAUGUACCAUACCACCCCCUCUGCGCACUACAACAGCCAUCCAUCCCCGUCUGCCACCACUCCAUCCUCCUUACCCUCACACCAUAUGCCCAGCUACUAUCACGAUAGCCCGCCGCAGCUGGGCAGCCGCACCAGCUCGCAACAAGGCUACUACUACCAGCGGCACCCGUCGUACGCACACACAGCGCCUCGCCACCAAACAAGCAUGAGCGUGUCCAUCCCGCCGCAGCCGCAUUCGCAACGGCUGUAUUCGUCCUCCUCUUCUCCGGUCACCGCGCCAGGCGCGCGCCCGUCAUUCUCACAGAGCCGGCCGCUGACUGCUGAAGAAAAGGAGAUUAAGCGCAAAGUGUCGCACUCGGCAAUCGAGAAGCGGCGGCGAGAGCGCACCAAUGCAGUGCUGCGGGAGCUGCAGAACAUUGUCCCUGGUCUGUGCAAGCCUGGAAAGAUCCAGAAGCUGGAAAUUCUGGAGGCUGCAGCAGAGUACAUCCGCCAGCUGUCAGCGCUGCCAGGCCUCCACGCAGCAUCGGAUGGGCGGCGGCCUUCCACCGGCGGCCUCAAAUCAGCACUACCCACAGUACGUGCCUCAGAUGCAGCCGUUCCGGCAGUACACGGGACCCCCUGUGACAGCACACGAUGAGCCAAAGGAUAUACGGUCCGGGAGUGUGGAUCAGCAGCACCAGUCGGUAGCCACGCCCAUGUCCGCCUCCUCUGGAACCGUUCACGAGGACCUGCCUGAUGAUUCGCUCCAG
Linderina pennispora is the source of this 981-nucleotide messenger RNA. RefSeq lists its product as uncharacterized. The record is from RefSeq and is a predicted model, not a curated record. Bases 234 to 869 code for a protein of 211 amino acids. Gene Ontology annotation, molecular function: protein dimerization activity. NCBI's taxonomy places the organism in Eukaryota, Fungi, Kickxellomycota, Kickxellomycetes, Kickxellales, Kickxellaceae. The transcript is spliced from 2 exons.